Molecule: messenger RNA, 884 nt
Organism: Pygoscelis adeliae (Adelie penguin)
Lineage: Eukaryota; Metazoa; Chordata; Aves; Sphenisciformes; Spheniscidae
Product: zinc finger protein 774-like
Exons: 2
Coding region: 1-807 (268 amino acids)
Biological process (GO): regulation of transcription by RNA polymerase II
Molecular function (GO): DNA-binding transcription factor activity, RNA polymerase II-specific; RNA polymerase II cis-regulatory region sequence-specific DNA binding
Source: RefSeq, a predicted model, not a curated record
AUGCAGCAGCGGGCAUCCGCCGGGGCGCACCCCAACAUCUGCGUGGAGUGCGGCAAGAGCUUUGCGCAGAACGUGGUGCUGCUGCCCCACCGGCUCAGCCAUGGUGGGGAGAAGCCCUUUGCCUGCCUCGACUGUAGCAAGAGCUUCGGCCUCCGCGCCAACCCGCUGCGGCACCCGCGCAUCCACACCGGGGAGAAGCCCUACCAGUGCCCCCACUGCAGGAAGGGCUUCUGCGAGAGGUCAGCCCUCAUCACCCACCUGCGCACCCACACCGGGGAGACCCCCUACCAGUGCCCCCACUGCAAGAAGAGCUUCAAGCAGAGCUCCUGCCUCAUCACCCACCAGCGCAUCCACACCGGGGAGAAGCCCUACAAGUGCGGCGACUGUGGCAAGAGCUUCAGGCACAGCUCGGACCUUGUCGUCCACCAGCGCAUCCACAGCGGGGAGACCCCCUACCAGUGCCCUCACUGUGAGAAGAGCUUCAAGCAGAGCUCGUCCCUCAUCAACCACCAGAGCUCCUGCCUCAUCACCCACCAGCGCACCCACACUGGAGAGACCCCCUACAAGUGCGCUGGCUGUGGCAAGAGCUUCAAGCAGAGCUCUGCCCUGAUCCGCCACCAGCGCAUCCACAGCGGGGAGACCCCCUACAAGUGCCCCCACUGUGAGAAGAGCUUCAAGCAGAGCUCGUCCCUCAUCACCCACCUGCGCACCCACACUGGGGAGAAGCCCUACAAGUGCAGCGACUGUGGCAAGAGCUUCUGUGAGAGCUCAGCCCUCAUCAGGCACCAGCGGAUCCACCUGGGAUAGGCGCCUGCUGCUGCUCCUGCUCUGGGCAUCCAGCCCCGCUGCUUUCGGGGGGCUGAGCCGGACGGAGCUGAAAGUGG